Entrophospora sp. SA101 is the source of this 2616-nucleotide messenger RNA. The record is from the annotation of a GenBank genome assembly. Lineage: Eukaryota; Fungi; Glomeromycota; Glomeromycetes; Entrophosporales; Entrophosporaceae.
AUGACUGGAAUUUCACUUGGAUUAACAUUAAGUGUAAAGAUGGUUGGUUUAUUCACAAUACUUAUGAUUGGUACAGUGGUGAUUAUUGAUUUAUGGGAAUUAUCAGAUAUAAGGCGUGGAUUAACAUUAGAACAAUUUAAUAAGCAUUUUUUAGGGCGCGCAUUUGGAUUAAUAAUUGUUCCUAUAAUUGUUUAUUUAUUUUGGUUUUAUAUUCAUUUUGCAAUAUUAAAUACCAGUGGACCAGGUGAUACAUAUAUGAGUCCAGAGUUUCAACAAACUUUAUAUAAUAAUUCCUUGCUACUUGAAAGUGAAUCAAUCAACUACAAUGAUACAAUUACUUUAAAACAUAAAGGUACAAAAGUAUAUUUACAUUCACAUACUCAAAGAUAUCCAAGAGUUUAUGAUGAUGAACGUAUAGGCAGCGCAGGACAACAAGUAACUGGUUAUCGUUUUCAAGACGCCAAUAAUCAUUGGAGAAUAAUUUCACCACCAUCAUCAAUACCUCUACAACAAAGACCCGAAAAUGGUUUGAUUAAACAUAAAGAUUUCAUUAUGUUAGAACAUGUAAACACCAAUACACUGCUGCUAACUCAUGACGUGGCAAGUCCGUUAAUGAUUACAAAUCAAGAAGUCACAACUAUAAACAUCACUGAAAAUUAUGAUAGAAUAAAUGAUACUAUAUUUCAAGUUUUUAUUGAAAAUGAUGAUAAUUGGAAAACUAAAUCAAGUUAUAUAAAAUUGAUACAUUGGAAAACUAAUGUUGCAAUAUGGACACAUGAUGCUAAAUUACCAGAAUGGGCAUUUAGUCAACAAGAAGUUAAUGGAAAUAAACAGAUUACUAAAGAUUCUAACAUUUGGAUAGCAAAUGAAAUAAUUCGUGCAAAUGUAACAAGGUCAUUAGAAACAAAAAAACCAAUACACAGUAUGUCAUUUAUAAGGAAAUUUUUUGAAUUACAACUGUUAAUGAUCGAGCGCAAUUCCAGAAUUGUAUCACCCCAUCCUUAUCAAAGCCGGCCAAUCGAUUGGUUAUUUUUAACAAGUGGUAUAUCAUUCUGGACAAAUAAGGAAGAAAGGCAACAAAUUUAUUUAUUGGGUAAUCCAAUCAGUUGGCUACUUUCUGUUAUUUCUAUUUUCACCUUGAUAUUAUUGAUUAGUGUAGAAACAAUUAUUAGAAGACGUGGUGUCAAACUGUUUAACGAUUUUCUUUAUGGUCAUUUGGAUGAUCCUCACAACCAAGAAAUUAUUAGAGGACAAAGUUACCUUAAAUUACGUCCUGAUCAAGUAGCUGUUCCAACAACGGUUCAUUGUGACCAUUUAAUUGAGGCUCAAACAGGUGGUGUCAAAGAUCUGGAAAGAGCAAUAUCAACCAAUGCUGAAGUUUAUGAAUUUUUGUCUUCUGUUAGUGCAAAAUAUGAUAUUGGGGUUUGGAAGCCUGGUUCUGGUAUCAUCCAUCAAAUUAUUUUAGAAAAUUAUGCUUUUCCUGGUGGCCUUAUGAUUGGUACAGAUUUUCAUACCCCAAAUUCUGGUGGAUUGGAUGUUAUACCUAAAGCAUCUGGAAUUUUAACUGUAAAAGGAGGCACAGGUGCAACCAUUGAAUAUUUUGGUCCAGGUGUUGAAUCAUUACCUUGUACCGGAAUGGCUACUAUCUAUAAUAUGAGUGCUGAAAUUGGUGCUACGACAUCUAUUUUUCCAUUUAAUAGUCGUAUGAGUGACUAUCUUCGUGCCACUAAUCGUGCUGAAAUUGCUGCCUUUUCUGAUUCACUUUCUCACAAUUUAAAAUUAGAUGAAAGUGUCAAUUAUGAUCAUGUUAUAGAGAUAAAUUUAUCUGAAUUAGGGUCUCAUAUCAAUGGACCAUUUACACCCGAUCUUGCUAUCCCUUUGAGUAAAUUUAAAGAUACUGUAGAAAAAAAUAAUUGGCCCUCAGAAUUGAAAGCAGAGAUACUUACUAAAGCUGGAGGCAUUGUCUUGGCUAAUGCUUGUGGUCCAUGUAUUGGACAACGGGACCGUCAAGGUGUGAAGAAAGGAGAAAAAAACUCUAUUAUAACAUCCUAUAAUAGAAAUUUCACUGGACGUAAUGAUGCCAAUCCUGCAACACAUGCUUUUGUUACUUCUCCUGACAUUGUGACUGCAAUGCUUUUUUCUGGCGAUCUCAGAUUCAACCCUCUUAAAGAUGCUUUGAUUGGUAGUGAUGGAAAACCUUUUAGGUUCGAAGGUCCAAAUGGAAAUGACUUGCCACCUCAUGGUUAUGAUCUUGGUGUAGACACUUAUCAAGCACCUCCAGAGGACCAUGUUUCUGUUCAAGUAUUAGUAGAUCCUAAAAAUAGCAUUUCAAAUAAUAUGUUAUUGGAGCAAUCAAUUCUGAAAAUAGUAAAGCCAAUUCAGUUAAAACAAUUUUUACUGGAGAAUAUGACCAGGGAUUAUAAAUCCAAAGGUGUUUCUUGGGUUGUAAUUGGUGAUGAAAAUUAUGGUGAGAGGUCUUCUCGUGAACAUGCAGCACUUGAGAAACAAGGAGUUUUACCUCUUACAUUUUUUGAUCCUUCAGAUUAUGAUAAGAUUGAUCCAAUUGAUAAAAUAUCAAUUAUAGGACUUACUGAAUUUGCCCCCGAAAACCCUUGA